AUGCAGAUCCAACGCCUCCAGCCCAUUCUCGGCGCCAUUGCACUCGCGCUCCUCUGCCUCCCCGCCGCGCUCGCGACGAGUGCCACCGCCCACGAGGGACUUGUGGGUCGCGCCAACCCCGACUUCCCCGCGCCCGACGUCGACCCCUUCUACAAGCCCUCCGGCAACCUCGCCGCCGCUCGCAGAGGUCAGGUCCUGAGGCGGCGCUCGUUUCCCUCGGUCUUUGCCGGUCCGGACCUGGAGAAAUCCUUUCAUCUUCUCUACCGGACCGAAGACACCUUCAACCAGCCAGAGGCGACCGUCGCGUCCAUCUUUGUCCCCGCCAAGCCCUCAUCGCCCCCGCGCAUCCUGUCCGUCCAGGCAUGGGUCGACAGUAACUCGCCGGAUUGUGCCUAUAGCUGGGCAGUGGUCAAGGAUAGCGGCUCUGGAACGGCCAUCGAGAACUUCCUCGAUCCGGGCACCUAUAUCAAAUGGGCGCUGUCAAAGGGGUACUACGUGGUGACGCCCGACUUCCUCGGCCCCAAAUCGACCUUCAUCGCCGGCUACCAGUCCGGCCAAGCGAUUCUCGAUGGGAUCAAAGCCCUGAUCAGGGAUCAGAACCUGCCCAAGGACACCGCCGUCGGAAUGGUCGGCUACAGCGGCGGCGCGCACGCCACCGUCUGGGCAAGCACGCUGCACGAGAAGUAUGCUCCCGAGCUCAACAUCGUCGGCGCUGCUCACGGCGGCACUCCCAUCGAUCCCAAGAACACCCUGCUGUUCCUGAACGGAGGGCACUACGCUGGCUUCGCAGCUGCGGGCCUGAUUGGUCUCAAAGACACCUACCCCAAGCUGGACGCCUACAUCGAGUCGAUCAUCACCGACAAGGGAAGGACUGUACUAUCUCGCUUCAAGCAAGCAGGGUACUGCGUGCUUCAAGUCAGUGGUUCAGAGUCCGAUGGGCUCAACAUCUUCAACUACACCACCGUCAAGGACCCUCUGGACAAUCCGGUGGCGGUCGAGGUGCUGAAGCGCGAGUCGCUGCUGGAGUCGUACGCGGACCGCGAGCUGCCGGUGCCCAAAUUCCCGCGCUUCCUCUACCACGCCCUCGGCGACGACAUCGUCCCGUACAACGACGAGCAGCAGUACGUCAAGGACCAGUGUGCCCGCGGAGCCAACAUCCAAUUCUCGACGCUGUUGCUCGCCAACCACCUUGUCGGCGUCUUUGCCGGCGUCGCGCCCUCAAUCGACUUCCUCCAGCAGGCGUUUGAGGACAAGACGCCAAACGUGGCGUGCGGAUCCGUCCUGCCUGCCCUCGAGAUCUCGCUCGACAGCAACAAGGCCGACGACGUCAUGGGCAAGGGCGUCGCGGACCAGGCGCGUGCGGGACGCGACAAGGCCGAGGGCCUCUUUGGCGGACUCGGAUCGUCGCACCGGCGCCGCUUUGUCCGGGACCGUCGAGGCCGCAACUAG
This is a messenger RNA of Pseudozyma flocculosa PF-1, 1449 nucleotides long. RefSeq lists its product as uncharacterized. NCBI's taxonomy places the organism in Eukaryota, Fungi, Basidiomycota, Ustilaginomycetes, Ustilaginales, Ustilaginaceae. The coding region runs from base 1 to 1449 and encodes 482 amino acids. The transcript has a single exon. Gene Ontology annotation, biological process: lipid catabolic process. Gene Ontology annotation, molecular function: triacylglycerol lipase activity. The record is from RefSeq and is a predicted model, not a curated record.